This is a messenger RNA of Merops nubicus (carmine bee-eater), 762 nucleotides long. Its product is annotated as solute carrier family 23 member 2-like. The coding region runs from base 75 to 632 and encodes 185 amino acids. The record is from RefSeq and is a predicted model, not a curated record. NCBI's taxonomy places the organism in Eukaryota, Metazoa, Chordata, Aves, Coraciiformes, Meropidae. Gene Ontology annotation, biological process: transmembrane transport; L-ascorbic acid metabolic process. Gene Ontology annotation, cellular component: membrane. The transcript is spliced from 4 exons. Gene Ontology annotation, molecular function: transmembrane transporter activity.
GUUUCCAGCAUCCUUCCCUUUUUGCCCUCCUGCAGGUCGGGAGCCGCAGGGUUAUCCAGUAUGGGGCAGCCUUCAUGCUGCUGCUGGGGAUGGUUGGCAAGUUCAGCGCCCUCUUCGCCUCGCUGCCCGACCCCGUGCUGGGUGCCCUCUUCUGCACUCUCUUUGGGAUGAUUACAGCUGUGGGUCUGUCUAACCUCCAGUUCAUAGAUCUGAACUCCUCUCGGAACCUCUUUGUACUUGGCUUUUCCAUUUUCUUCGGACUUGUCCUUCCAAGCUAUCUCAAACAGAACCCACUGGUCACAGGAAUAGCAGGCAUCGACCAGGUGCUCAAUGUCCUCCUCACCACAGCCAUGUUUGUCGGCGGCUGCGUUGCGUUUAUUUUGGAUAAUACCAUUCCAGGAAGCCCUGAAGAAAGGGGAAUACGGAAAUGGAAGAAAGGGGUUGGUAAGGGCAGCAAGUCACUGGAAGGCAUGGAAACGUAUGAUUUGCCUUUUGGCAUGAACUUUAUUAAAAAAUACAGGUGUUUCAGCUUCCUGCCCAUCAGCCCAACCUUCAUGGGUUACACGUGGAAAGGCUUCAGGAAAAGCAGUAGCUGCAGGAGUUCAGACGAAGACUCGGAAGCUACAGUAUAGCCUUAGCUGAAAUUCUAUUAUCUAGUUGUAGUAAAAGAUGUAUUUGCAGUUUCUUGCUGAUUAAGAAGCAUUAAAAUAUAUGUUUUGUAUAUCUGCAUUUAAAUUCUGGAACCAGAGCUGAGACAGAUUU